Pistacia vera is the source of this 852-nucleotide messenger RNA. RefSeq lists its product as uncharacterized. Gene Ontology annotation, molecular function: nucleic acid binding. Lineage: Eukaryota; Viridiplantae; Streptophyta; Magnoliopsida; Sapindales; Anacardiaceae. The record is from RefSeq and is a predicted model, not a curated record. The coding region runs from base 1 to 852 and encodes 283 amino acids. The transcript has 3 exons. Gene Ontology annotation, biological process: DNA integration.
AUGGGAGGUAAGUCUACAGAAAUUACGGCAACUCCGUCUAGAAGUGACGGAUUUCGACGGCUAUCCAAAGCUGAGGUUCAAUUUAAACGGGACAGAACACUUUGUUCUACUGUGACGAGAAGUUUGGACCUAAUCACUGUUGCAAGAGAAUCACUCCAGAUCUUACUAGUUCUGGAUGACAACGAUGAUAUCGAAAAAGAGAAAGACGUGCAGGAGCUGGAUGAUGCACCACUUAAGGAAGAGUUGGAUGAUUUAGUAUUUGAGGUGCAGCAUGAUCCUAAAUUAAAAUCCAUCAUGCAAGAUUUACUACUGGAUUCCUCCAGCCAUCCUCACUAUCGUAUUCACAACUACUAUCUCCUCUAUAAAGAUAGUCUGCCAACUAAACAAGCAUUUAGCCCUCAAACGAGCGGGCUACUACAACCUUUACCUAUUCCUUAUCAAGUUUUUAAUGAGGUUAGCAUGGAUUUCAUUGAUGAGUUGCUUAGAGCUAAAGGGUAUGACACAGUCUUGGUGGUGGUUGAUAGACUUACUAAGUACAACCAUUUCAUUCACCCAUAUAAUGCUAAGGACAUAGCUGCUGUGUUUGUGAACACUAUUGUGAAUUUGCAUGGAUUUCCCAAGUCUAUUGUAUCUGAUAGGGAUAGGGUAUUUAUCAAUCAGUUUUGGCAAGAGCUUUUUAAAGGCAUGGGAACCAGCUUAAAGUUUAGCUCUACGUACCAUCCUCAAAUUGAUGGGCAGACUGAGGUCGUCAACCGUUGCUUGGAGUCAUAUUUAAGGUGUUUUUGUAGUUACCAACCCAAACAGUGGUACAUUAUUGGUACAACACCACCUUCCACCACUCAACCAAAAUGA